UCCUGACGCAACAGCAAAUCACUAAGAGAUUUGCUCCACGUUUCGAGAGAACGGUGCAUCCGCGGUAAAUGGCGACUCGAUUCAAAAUACAGAUUAAUAAUGAUCAAUAAUAUAUAACGAAAUUCGCGUUGUAAGCCAGCAAGUUUCCUUGAAGUUCAAGUCACCUUAGCAUUGUUUUCGGCAAUGGGCUUUAUACAUUUUCCUACGCAACUCACCGAAGAAGAACAAGCUCUUAAAAGCAAAUACGCCAAGCUUAAACGCAAAAGGAAACAGUUGAAGCCACAGCCAAGUAAGGAACAAGAGCAAAAGGAACAAGCUGACAAAAUACUCGCCUCGAUUGCUGCCAACAAACGAAAAUCUCAAGAAGGAAUCGCCAAGCCGGACACAAAGGAGCUUGCUAAGAAGCUACUGAAGUCAGGUGCUAUUAAGCCAAUUAAAUCCGAACCUGCCGAAAAGACCGUUUUCAAAAGGAGUAAAGGAGCUGGUCGCAAAAGAAAUAUUAUUGGAUCGGAAGUGGGCUAUCAGCCUUUCUCAGAACCAGGAUCAAAAGGAGGCGAUUCAAGGGGCCCGAAUUCGAAAGUUGGCGCCCUGGAUCAAGAUGAUCCAGCCCUUCUGGCAGAAAAGGAAUUCAAUCCAGAUGCACCAGCGGCCACUCCAUCGGCACCUCGAAAGGGAAACACAGUCUACCUCCAUGCUCAGGGCAUGACUGAGACGUUAGCGCGAAAGGCAUGCGCGUCGCAUGGGGGUUCGAUCGCACACAUUUCGGUCGAGGAAAACAAAAGCUGUGCAUUCGUUACAUUCGAGAAUUAUGAGGCUGCGGAGAAAGUCAUUCAAGCUCUUGAUGGAAACUUUGUUCUCGGCCUUACCUUCAAGGCAGCAUUAGCGCGUCGUCAACCUCAACUGCCAUCAAAUGCCGCUCCUCCACCACCCAUUCCAUCAAGCAAUUCAAGCGAAAACAGCCGUUCGCUUGUAGUUUAUGAUAGUCUGCCCUUCUAGUUCUCAAAACUUUUUUCCAGCCUUCAAGGUACUCAAGUCACGCACCUCUACCUGCUCCGAGCCGUUUCGUCUUUCUAAUGUUGCACGUACUACGAUUACUGUUCUAUUUUGGAAUAUUUGUCGUUUGAUCGGUGUGUAACUUUGCUUCAAACAGUUAUUUACGUUUGCAUACUACGUGAGGAAGACAAUGGUUAAAGGUCUCCAAAUGUUAGAACAACUCUGCCUAAAUAUGCAUUCGAAUUCGACAUCUCGCUGUCGAUGAGGCUGAGCAAAACUAAAGGUUUGAUUAUUGAUCAUCUAACGUUAGCCAGUUGUUAAUCAAAAUUUAUUUGUAAAUUUUAUUUGUCAAACAGGUUUGAACGACUAAAAGAAGCUAUCUCUAUGAAGCGUUGACAAACAAAUAUAAGUAACUAGUAAUGAAGUUACUUCGGGUGAUUUCUCUAGACUAAAGAACUAUUUUAGGUAUAAUCAGCCCAUAAUAAUGUAUAUAAUAAAUAGUGAUAUUAUAUAAUACAUUGUGAGCUCUGCA
Messenger RNA from Varroa destructor (honeybee mite), 1525 nucleotides. It is a transcript of the gene Nelf-E, whose product is annotated as negative elongation factor E. Gene Ontology annotation, biological process: negative regulation of transcription elongation by RNA polymerase II. Lineage: Eukaryota; Metazoa; Arthropoda; Arachnida; Mesostigmata; Varroidae. The record is from RefSeq and is a predicted model, not a curated record. Gene Ontology annotation, cellular component: NELF complex. Gene Ontology annotation, molecular function: RNA binding.